AUGGCCGGCACGCAGCAGGGUGCCCCUGGAGGCCGGCGGUGGGUCCUGGUGUUACUAAUGCUGGGAUACCUGGUGCCCACAGGAGGAAUUACUCAUCUGGACACCAGACUCCUGCUAAGCCUGGUUGCAGCCACAGAAAUCCUGGGUGGUCACCAUGUACCCACAUCUCAGCCUUCUGCAGAAGACCUGUGCCCUAAUAUACCCAUCUCCUGUGGGAGAACCCCGGGGAUACGCUCACUGUCCAGAUUCAGGAACAUGAGUGAUGCUUCUUUGGACACAAAGAGGCAACCAAACAAGAGAAAACUGAUCAGAAGGGCACCAUUCAGCCCAGUUCCUUCAAGGUCACCUGCGAGGUCAGAGGGUCCUAUGACUUCCUGGAGGCUGGACGCCAGAGGCCAGGGAUGGGACCCCGGAGGCCCCAGGACCCCAGUGUAUCCCGUGCCCUCUGAGCAGUCACACCCUGCACACUCAGGACUGCAGCACCGGCCACGUUCCCCCACCAGGACAGGAGACAGGCUGCCUUUUGAUGCAGUGGUCUCUGCCCAAACCACAGACCAAGGAACACCUGGGACCACCACACAGUUGACACGUGACCAUUCUUCCCCAGCAUCACUCAUCAGCUCUGUGGGUAGGUAAUAAUAAAAUAACAAUAAAAAUUA
Chlorocebus sabaeus (green monkey) is the source of this 659-nucleotide messenger RNA. RefSeq lists its product as uncharacterized. NCBI's taxonomy places the organism in Eukaryota, Metazoa, Chordata, Mammalia, Primates, Cercopithecidae. The record is from RefSeq and is a predicted model, not a curated record.